Molecule: messenger RNA, 3615 nt
Organism: Gadus macrocephalus (Pacific cod)
Lineage: Eukaryota; Metazoa; Chordata; Actinopteri; Gadiformes; Gadidae
Gene: mdh1b
Product: malate dehydrogenase 1B, NAD (soluble)
Exons: 11
Coding region: 72-1793 (573 amino acids)
Biological process (GO): oxaloacetate metabolic process; tricarboxylic acid cycle; malate metabolic process
Molecular function (GO): L-malate dehydrogenase (NAD+) activity
Source: RefSeq, a predicted model, not a curated record
GUUUCCUAGCAACCACACUGCCGGUUUCCAAGCAAUACCUCUGGUUUCCUAGCAACGGACCCGUCCAAACCAUGGCGCGGUUUGUGCUCGCUGGGAAAGCCGACUGUCCUCACUUCGCCAAAGCCGAGAAUCUAGGGGAUCAACUCCAGGGAUCCCUACCCUACUUCCGGAUCCACAAGAUCCUCGUCGCGCCAGACGAGUGGGAGGAAUGGUUGGACGACACCUGUCGAUCACACGGAUGGCGACACAGCGAGUCCCCGCUGGUGUGGCGUGAACUUCUGGACCGCGGGGGCAAAGGGAUGUUGGUGGGGGGUCUGGCUGACUUCCUGGAGCACUGCCAUGAAUACUAUGGUGUGAUGUCAGACAUGUCGACAGACAUGAUGCUGAAGAUCGCCGUGGAGACCCGCGAGAUGGAGGAGAGUUGGAUGGAGGAAAAGAAGCUCCAAGCUAGCCUACGCCAACCGCUUAACGUCUGGAUCAGCGGUGCUCUGAACCCCACGUGCUCAAUACUGAUUCCCCAUCUGCUGUCAGAGCACAUCUUCCCCAGGGCAUUCACCUUAUUUGGCAUCAGCCUGCACCUCCUCCAUUGGGAGGGGGAGGAGGAGGCGUUGCAUGCCCUGCACGUUGAGACAGAGUGGCUGGGCCUCCCUCUACUCCACCAGGUCACCGCGCACGCUGGCCUGGAGGAGGCCUUUAGAGACGCAGACCUCGUCAUUCUGCUGGACGAGGAGGAGGACGCCGGCAACCAGGGAGGGGGGGAGGAGCUAAAGGAGAAGGAGGAGGUGAGCAAGGAGAAGGAGGUGAGGGAGGGGGAUGAGGAGAAGGAGGUGGGGAAGUUGGAGGAGGAGCGGGAGAAGGUCGAGAAAGAGGAAGGGGGAGUGAGGGUGGAGAAGAAGGACGAGGAGGUGAGGGACGAGGGGGGGCAGGGGAAAGGGGAGAAGGUGGAGGAGGAGAGGGGGAAGGUGGAGGAGAAGGAGGAGCAGGAAGAGGAGGUGGAGGAGAUGACGGACGAGGAGGCGGAGGAGGCGAGGAGGAGGAAGUCGCUCCUUCAGAGGAUCUCCGCCCGCUACCGUCGCUACGGUCGGCUGAUCGGAGAGCGGGCCCGCCGCCGGCUAGGGGGGGGCGUGAGGGUGAUGGUGGCGGGCGACGCCCACCUCAACCUCAAGUGCGCGCUGCUCGCCGAGAGCGCCCCCUCCCUGGACCCCGGCCUCUUCGUCGCCGUGGCGACGCCCUUGGAGACCGCCGCGAGCGCGCGCAUCGCGCUGAAGCUGGGCAUGAGGACCACAGACGUCAGAGGGGUGAUCGUGUGGGGGAACCCCAGCGGGACCUUCGGCGUGGACCUGCAGAGGGCCCGGGUGUUCGACCACACAGGGGCCAUCCAGGGGCCCCACUCCUUCUCCCGGCCGGUGCUCGAAGUGCUCCACGACAGAACCUGGCUGAAGACGGACCUUCCCGAGUUGCUCAAGGGUCGCGGCGCGACGUCGGCUUCCGACGCGGGGGGGGUCAGGCCGGCGUCCGUGUCGGUCGCCCACGGGAUCCUCGCGGUGCUCAGGGUCUGGAACGGGGUCCCCCACCCCGAGGCGGAGGGGCGGGUCCUCUCUCUGGGGGUGUGCUGCCAAGGACACCCCUACGUCCCGGACGGCGUGGUCUGCUCCGUCCCGGUGACCCUCUCAGAGGGCCGGUGGUCCCCCGUCCUGGAGGGCGUCGACAUGGAGGACGAGCUCGAGGAGACGCUAACGCUGGCCGUGGACGAGCUCCGACAGGAGAAAGAAGAAGGAUGCUCGGACUUGUAAAGACAAGCUUUCAGUGGAAGAGUUGGUAACAUUCACCAGUUGUGUACUAUAGUUGGUGCUGGUGUACAACUGGGUUCCUUUGGUUGUACAAGAAAUGAUCUUAACAGUAUGAAUUAGUGAUUAGUUCUCGACCCAUUUCCCUUUCAGAUUGGACUCUUAACCUUUGAAAGAAGUAACUCAGUAAACAGUAGAACUCUCUUCUAUAGUUAACAGGGAGCAAAUAACAAAACCCAAGAAAAUGUGAAUUCACAAAAAAUGUACCGGUAUUUAUUUUUUUUUUCUUCCACAUGUUAUUUAAAUGCAGGUGUGUGUGUGUGGUUCCCCCAAAAUAUAAAAUGGAGAAAAGAUCAAACUGAGUGCACUUUUUUGAAAAAGAAUGGAAAUUAGAAAAUAGAUUCCUUUAUUUGUUUUUUUGCCCCCAAUUGUACAGGUCAGUUAAGUGCCAUUUCGAAGAAGCGAUUGGUUAAAGCAUCAACAAACACAUUUUUUUUUUUUUUUUUUUUACACAAGUCUGUAUACUAAACAUUAGUCUGUUAUUAAAGAGCAGUGGUUCCCAACCUUGGGAUCGGAGCCAACUUGGGGUCCCCUGAUAUGAACAUGGGGGUCGCAGGAGACUGCCGACAAGAUAUAUAGUUGAUGGUCCAUUUUAGCAAACUAUUUUAUUUAUUUUUUUUAAACGGUCGCAGACUUCCUGUAUAUACGAAAUGGAUUAAUUCAUAGCCACUAGCAAACUACUACAACUAAUCACUUUCUAGUGUGCAGUAGAGCAAUGAGAUUACAUCCACCGGGAGAUCAGCAGUCGAUGCUGAUUGGGCGAUACGGGUUUGUGUGGAAGCAGAAGCACAUAAGGUUAAAGUUGGGGUCUCGAACAUCUUCACAGCUGGAAAUGGGCCAAAAAAAGGUUGGGAACCACUGUUAUAGCGUCAUAUUAUCCCUUCAUGACUUUCGCACUUCUCUACUGCCCCCAGCUGUGAGCUUUUGUAAUGCACGCGCAUCGCUUUCUAAAAGCGGAUGCGAUAGCAACAUGUAUUUCCCUAUUUGUUUUCAAUGGAAACACUCAAUCAGGAGUCAAUAUGUAACCAGGGUUUUGCUAGACCAAAAGCGAAAUAUCGGAAAAUGACAUGUUGCGUCGCACGAAUCGCGUGGACCUCAUUGGCUAGCCUGAAAACCUUGAGCGGUGUGCUGUUUGUACAUGCGACGAGAUCCCUUAGCUAUGCUACGCUAUUCACAAAGGGGAGACGUGAACCACGAAAAAGGAAAGACGUUUUAGUACAAAUAUAGUGCACUAUAGACAAGAAGCCGGGCGUCGCCGAUAGAUAUUCACAGGCGUGGACUCCAUUUUAACCAACACUCAAGACACCAAGGCAAAAUUCCGCCUCUUUGUCCGACUCCGAACAAUCCUUCUUUCUCAUUAAUCCCGAAUUUCGUCAACGCCCAACGGGCGGCCGCCUAACACGCGAUAUCUUAAAUCGAACGCAAGAACCAAUAUCGGAAACCACAACCUCGGCUCCGAUAGAAAGAAACCCCACAGCCCGCCCCUAAAAAACAAACUAAACUCAAAACUGAUAAAUCUUUACACGGUCGUCUUAGUAAGUAUUUAAAAAAGGUAAAGACAUGCGCGAUGCAUGCCGUGCACAGACUUUAGUAGUGGCACAAACCUUUCGUCUCUGUAAAUAUACACAUCCCAACGAUGGCUAUACAUGUAGAAAAAUAGCUGGUAAUGGUUACGUCAGUUUUAAAGUGAAACUAUAGCUAAAAACUAAAUGGGUUGCAAAUUGCGAAUAAAGUCCGUUAUUGUAACCUUGACUUUUUUUUUUUUUUU